UUUAUUCGCGUAAACUAGAGCGCUCACAGCGCUUAGUGAUUUUUAAGUUACUUGACGGUCGAGGGAGGUCACGAAAAAGGGAAAGACUCGAGGAUCGCGAUCCAAAUAGGACUCGCGACCUGGAAGUCCUUCCUGAGUCCAUGCGGAAGCACGUGGCCUAAGGUCAAGUCGGAGGGAUGAGCAAGGAUUGUGGACUUUGUGGGAUUUAUCCCCGGUGGCUGCGAGAUCGUGCCACUCCGAAGAGUUUUAUUGCGGUCUAUGGCCUCCUCGGCACCGUGCAAGCGAUGGCUUUUAUUUACAUCGUCGUCACUCUCACGACUUUGGAAAAGAGAUUCAAAAUACCUAGCCGUACUACUGGAUUAAUUCUUUCCGGCAACGAGAUCUCUCAAAUUCUGUCACUGAUAUUAACCUAUUACGGAGGUUCCGGUCAUCGUCCAAGAUGGAUCGCAGUUGGUGUCGGUCUCAGCGCCUUCUCGUGCUUUGUCCUCGCGCUUCCGCAUUUCUUGUACGGGCCUGGAAGAGAUGCUCUGGCGUUGACGAAGGAAUACCUCGAUCAAACGUUGCUGAACGCUUCCACAAUUCCCGACGACCUGGCGAUAUGUCCACGCGUCGCCAAGCCGGAACGUUGCGACGAGGAAACUUUGUUAGACGUCGGCCUAUUUCCACGACUUUUGGUCUUCCUCUCUCAGUUUAUCCUCGGAAUCGGGACCACCCUUUACUACGGCCUCGGUCAGACGUAUCUCGAUGAUAACACGAAGAAAAAAAAUACUCCGAUGCUUCUAGGAGUUCGAGAUAUCGUAGUAAACAUACAGAGUGGACCACCUAGCGUGACGACCUCAGUUACUUUUUUUAUUAGUGGACCGAUCAAAAAUUUGUUUGCCACAGAUGAUACGACUUCAAAGAAUCUUCAAGAAUCUUAA
Messenger RNA from Habropoda laboriosa, 920 nucleotides. RefSeq names its product solute carrier organic anion transporter family member 4C1-like. The transcript is spliced from 4 exons. Lineage: Eukaryota; Metazoa; Arthropoda; Insecta; Hymenoptera; Apidae. The record is from RefSeq and is a predicted model, not a curated record. Bases 177 to 920 code for a protein of 247 amino acids. Gene Ontology annotation, cellular component: membrane. Gene Ontology annotation, biological process: transmembrane transport; sodium-independent organic anion transport.